AUGUCCUUUCUUGUUUUUCUCUUAUUGUUAAUAUCCAGUGUUGUUUGUCAUCAAGAAUAUCAAACAAUUCCAUUACGUCAUGAUGCAGCUAUUAAUUAUCUUAUUCAACAUCAACAUUCUAACUUUACUAGUCUUUUAGACGGUAUUUCCACAUACACUAUUGCAUUGAAUGAAAUAUCUUCAUAUAUAUCAUUAUUUUCUAAUAAUGAAGUAACUCAAUGUGAACAAGAUUUUGAAAUAAUUCUUCAAGCAAUUUUAAAACGUGAUACGUGGGCUUUGAAAGUAUUUGAUGCAUGGGGAAAGCCAUUGCCAUCUGGGAUUUUGAAAGGUAAUACCUAUUGGGUAGGUAGUUAUGAUGAAUGCUUACAACCAAUGUAUUUACCAACAAAUAAAUCAUUUAUUUCACAACCAUUCGAUACACAGCAUUGUACUUUGCAUUUGGAUUUGUCAACAUCACAACAAAUAACAGGAGUAGCAAGUCUUGUUCUUGGAAUUUGUGUUCCAUCAUCAUGUCAUCGACAAGAUGUCGUUUCUUUAAUGCAUACUCUUCUCAACAUUAGUAAUAUUAAGGAAGAUGACCUUCUUUGUUCGAAUGAUCCUGCAAAUGGUCAAUCAAAUCUUACAACUGGAGCAAUAGCAACGAUUAUUAUUUUGUCACUUUUAGCUUUACUUGUUUUGGUAGGAACAAUUAUUGAUAUUGUUUUUAUGUCAAAAAUUGAUUCAGUGAAUGAUAUAAAUGCACAACUUAGUGGAUAUAAUCAUUUAAUUGACUCUGAACCAAGAAUGUCAUCACGAGAUUCUUAUCGUAGUCGAAUGAAAAGUAAACCAUAUGUAAUAUUUUUAGCUGAAUUUUCAGCAUUAAAAACUCUUCGUCAAAUAUUUACAAUUAAACAAAAGAAUAAUAAUGAAUCAUAUCAAUUUCUUAAUGGUAUUCGUGUAUUAUCUUUAUUCUGGGUUAUUAUCGGUCAUUCUUUUCUUUUUAAUAUACUAUUUACCAGUAAUAUUCUCGAUAUUUUCACAUGGUCUCGUAAUAUAUCUAUGCAAUUAAUUUUAAAUGCUACAUUUAGUGUUGAUACAUUCUUUGUUCUAAGUGGAUUUUUAACAACAAUUUUAUUUGUUCGACAUGUAGAAAAACAAGGAAAAUUAUCUAUUCGGUUAAUAAUUCUCUAUUAUGUUCAUCGAUAUAUUCGACUUACACCAACAUUUCUUCUUGUUAUUUUAAUUAGUAUUAAUUUAACACCUUAUUUUGGUAAUGGUCCAGCAUAUCCAACUCAAGUAGGUUUCGAAGCACCUCAAUGUCGUUCUGAAUAUUGGUGGACAUCAAUUCUUUAUGUUGGUAAUAUAGUAAAACCAGAUUAUAUGUGUUUACCAAUAUCAUGGUAUCUUCAUAAUGAUAUGCAAUUUCAUUGGAUUGCACCAUUAUCUUUAAUACCUUUUGUUAUCGGACGAAAAGCAAUUGGUUUUAUUGUAUCUAUUUUAUUUACUCUUAUUGGUAUUGGUUCGAUUGCAGGUCUUUUAAUAUAUUAUCCAAGUUUACAAGCUAGUAAUAGCCUAACACCACCUCAAACUGGUCCUAGUUUUUUCAAUACAAUCUAUAUUACUCCAUGGUGUCGUAUAUCUGCAUACUUUAUAGGUGUUCUCACUGGUUUUUUCGUUAUUAAUAUAGGUCGUUCAUAUCGUAUGAAAAAAUCUCUUUUAAUAAUUUGUAACAUAACAGCAAUUCUAUUUGCUUUGAUAUGUCUUUUUGCAAUAUAUCCUGAUGAAAUUCUAGUACCUGGUAUUGAUAAAACAUCAUUUAUUAUCUAUCAAUCACUUUCACGAACACUCUGGUCAAUGGCUAUCGGAUGGUUAUUAUUUUUAUGUAUGACAAAUCAAGGUGGUAUAGUAAAUAAAAUACUUUCAUGGUCUUUUUGGGUACCUUUAGCUCGUUUGAAUUAUUCGACAUAUUUAAUUCAUUUAACAGUGAUUUAUAUGAGUAUUACAAAUCAAAGAAUACCUUUUUAUUAUCAACCACAUUUGGUUGUGAAUAAUUUUGUUUCACAUAUAUUCUUUAGUUAUACAACAGCAAUUUUGAUAUUUAUUUUUAUUGAAACACCAUUUUUUAUUAUUGAAAAAACAUUAUUUAAACGUUAA
This is a messenger RNA of Adineta steineri, 2133 nucleotides long. NCBI's taxonomy places the organism in Eukaryota, Metazoa, Rotifera, Eurotatoria, Adinetida, Adinetidae. The record is from the annotation of a GenBank genome assembly.